UUUAAAAUGUCUCUGCCACGUUUUUUAACGAGGGAUUUUUUUUCCACACUGGCAGACUCCAUAAAUAACGCAAACGAAAAAUACUUCCAAGAAGUUCACGAAUGUCAGACCCCCGUAAAACUCCUCUGUCUUCAGCAAUCGUGUAUUGCUGACAACAAAUACCUAAUUGAAACACUCGACGGAUCCGUUCCCGUAGAAUAUAAACACACCUGUUUAGCACUAGUUCCUCUCACACCUGACGGAGAUCGACAAUUAAUAGGGAAGGUCAUCAGUUUUACACAGUAUAAAGUGGCGCCUACCAAAUCACGAUAUUUGGUUGUUUUGACUAGGAUUUCAGUAGUUCCGGGGGAUUAUAGGCAUUUGAUUGGUCACCUCGUACCCGCCUUGAUCUAUCAUCCACGCUUGGCGGUGGUUCAGGACGAUAACAUCAAAAAUACAAUGCCAGAACUAAAUUCGCCAGUGUCAGGACCGGUGAGAAAACAGGAAAACAGUAGAACUGUAAAAACGAUCUCUAACCCGUAUGAUCCGCCGGUGAAUAAGACAAAGAAGGAUGUUCCGUUGACAAAAAUAUCAGAUUUGACCCUGUAUACUCCAAAAUGGUCAAUAAGAGCAAGAGUAGUUUUCAAGUCUGAAAUCAGAAAAUUCAAUAACCAAAGAGGAGAAAGUCAGUUAUUUUCAGUAGAUUUGUGUGAUUCUAACGGCGAGAUCCGCGCAGUGUUCUUUGGAGAAUCAGUGAACAAGUGGUACUCAUUUCUUGAGGAAGGACAGGUUUAUUCCAUAAGUGGAGGACAACUGAAGCCUGCAAAUAAGAGGUUCAAUAAUUUGAAACACACGUGUGAAUUGAUCUUGGAUGAGAGCUCCCAUAUCCAGUUGUUCCAAAACGAUGAGUCUAUACCUUCAUUCUGUUAUUCAUUUACACCGCUCGACCAACUCCAGGAUGUCAAAUCUGGAGAAACAAUUGAUGUUAUAGCCAUAGUGGUAACAGCCAAGGAUGUACAAAAAAUAAACAACAAGUCUACUGGAAACAACGUUGAGAAGAGGGACUUUCUACUUUGUGACUCAACAAAUACUACAGUGUGGGUCACCAGUUGGGGUCAGAAAACGCAGCUUUUCAACUAUCAAGGCGAAAACUCGCAUCCGUUGGUCUGUUUAAAGGGAGUAAAGGUGGGAGAGUGGCAAGGGAAGAAACUGGAUGUCCAAGGCUCAACACAAGUUAUCUGUGAGCCAGUGAUACCUGAGGCACUCAAGUUGAGAAAAUGGUGGAAUGAGAACUCUCAGAACGUUAAUUUUCAACAAGAAGUUUCUAAAACCACCAAUAGCACCUUUAACAAACUUUGUACCAUAUCACACAUAAUAUCUUCAACGAACCAAGGACUCCAAUUCAAAUCAAUUGACUCGAACGGGAUGGUCUUCACCACGAGAGCAUUGAUUGAGGUGUUGAAGGAUACAAACUUCUGCUUCCCGUCUUGCACCGGAUGCCGUAAGAAAAUGACAAAUGAUCAAGGGAUCUGGUAUUGCCCCAAGUGCAAUAGUAGCACGAACCCAGUGCAUCUGUACAUCCUCAACAUUAAAAUUGUGGAUGAGACGUCCCACAUAUGGGCAACGGCAAUGUCAGAUGUGGGAGAGAGCAUCAUGGGAAUAAAGGCAUACAAAUUGAUAAAACUCAUGGAAAACGGACCGUCGGACGAGAACGAAAAGAAUUUCGUAAACUAUUUUGAAGACGCCAGACUGACGGAGUAUAUUUUUAAAAUUAAGGCUACCGUUGAGAAUUUUAUGGAUGAGCCCAGGAUAAAAUACAGAGUAUUGAGGGCGACACCACUUGAAAAGGAACUGGACCUAGCUAUCAAAGAUAGAAUAGAAAACAUCAAAAAACUAAUUCCGUGAGGAAUCCUGUACGAUAAUUGUUAAUGUUGUUUCAACUGUU
Messenger RNA from Theileria parva strain Muguga, 1924 nucleotides. It is a transcript of the gene RPA1C, whose product is annotated as replication factor-a protein 1 (rpa1) family protein. Gene Ontology annotation, cellular component: nucleus. Gene Ontology annotation, biological process: DNA recombination; DNA repair; DNA replication. Gene Ontology annotation, molecular function: DNA binding. The transcript has 17 exons. Bases 7 to 1884 code for a protein of 625 amino acids. The record is from RefSeq and is a predicted model, not a curated record. Lineage: Eukaryota; Apicomplexa; Aconoidasida; Piroplasmida; Theileriidae.